AUGAAUUUAAAAGAACCUUUGCCUUUCCUUAGUUUAAGAUUGAACGUUAUAGGUCAUGGUUUUGAAGUAAAGGAUGCAACCGGAGCACAGAUAAUGAAUAUUAAGAUACCGAGCAAUACCGUAUCGUCAUCAUCAAUUGGCAAAAUUGUUCAUCCGCUCAGUACUACAAUUUAUAAGGUGCUGUAUGACAAAGUGGGGACAAAUAAUCAUCGUUAUCGAGUGCAUCAUCUAUCAUCAGAUCGAUCAAUAAUGAUUGUCGAUAAGAUAUCAUUAUCAAUAUAUCCAGUACUUAAAAUGAUUGGAAUACUAGAAACUGAAUGCAUAUAUCAAUUCAAACGUAUGGAUGGUAUUGAAUUGGCACGAGUUUAUCCUAAAAUUGCACUAAAUGGCAGGACGCUUAUUUUAAAAUAUGAAACAAUGCAACUUGACAUGCAAAUGCGUGCAGUAAUCAUGGGUGCAUCAUUAAUGCUCGUUUUGCAUAAAGUAUAUCCGGAUAUCCGGAAUGCAUUAAUCGCAUCAACAGUAAGGACUGGAAGUAUUGAAGCGAAGAUCAUUUAA
Messenger RNA from Loa loa (African eye worm), 558 nucleotides. RefSeq lists its product as hypothetical. Lineage: Eukaryota; Metazoa; Nematoda; Chromadorea; Rhabditida; Onchocercidae. The record is from RefSeq and is a predicted model, not a curated record. The transcript is spliced from 4 exons. Bases 1 to 558 code for a protein of 185 amino acids.